ACUCAAAUCAAAUAGCAAGUUCAAGUUGAAAAUUGAGAGGUGUUUCGUGACCUCGACUUGACCUCAACAGCUCUCUCGGUGACCUCUGCGGUGUGGGUGCAGCCGCCGGGCACUUGAUUAAAAACAAGAUAGGUACCCUGCCCACGUUUAUACACUUGGUAAAAACUCAGGCUGGUACAAAAACUGGUCGAGUUGUGCCCUGCCCAAUCGUUGUCAUUCACACCACUCAUUUGUGCUGUUUGGUUCAGUUUGGUUGCUGUUGCUGGCAAUUGGACAAGGAGUAGUGUGGGGCUAUUUGCAUUGAGAAGAGGAUUCCUGCUUGUUUUUAUAUAUCUUGAUUUCAGCUUAAGAAUUCGAAUUUCAAAUUAAGGAUACACAUCAUGCGUCUGGUAAUUUUGGACAAUGCUAAUCAGGUGGCUGAUUGGUCUGCUCGAUACAUUGUGAAGCGCAUCCGUGAUUUUAACCCUGGUCCGGAUCGGUACUUUGUGCUUGGUCUUCCAACAGGUGGUACUCCUGCUGGAACAUACAAGAAACUUGUCGAGCAUUACAAAGAGGGAAACAUUUCCUUCAAGUAUGUCAAGACCUUUAACAUGGAUGAGUAUGUUGGUCUGCCCCGCGACCACCCGGAGAGCUAUCAUUCAUACAUGUGGAACCACCUGUUCAAGCACAUUGACAUCCACCCAGAGAACGUUAACCUGCUGGAUGGCACCUGCUCUGACCUAGAGGCAGAGUGCGCCCGGUAUGAGGCCAAGAUCGCGGAGGCCGGCGGCAUCGAGCUCUUCAUGGGAGGGAUCGGUCCCGACGGUCACGUGGCGUUCAACGAGCCCGGCUCUUCGCUCGUGUCCCGCACCCGCGUCAAGACGCUCAACCAGGACACGAUCCAGGCCAACGCGCGCUUCUUCGACAACGACAUCAGCAAGGUGCCGACGCGUGCGCUGACGGUCGGCGUCGGCACGGUCAUGGAUGCUAAUGAGGUGCUGAUCCUGAUCACGGGCCAGCACAAGGCGUACGCGCUGCACCAGGCCAUAGAGGAGGGCGUCAACCACAUGUGGACGGUGUCGGCCUUCCAGCAACAUCCGAAAACUAUCAUGGUAUGUGACGAAGACGCGACGCUCGAGCUCAAGGUCAAGACGGUCAAGUAUUUCAAGAGCCUGCAUCAGGUGCACCAGCGGUUGAUAGAGGAGGAGGUCUGUAGCUCUGACAAGGCUCACGGUAACGCCACUAGGAACGGUUACACGGCGUCUGGUCACGGUGACAAGGCGACUGGUAGCUAAACCAGAGCUGUGGUCGGUUCACAGCAAGCAGAUCGACGAUCCGGUGGCGUUCGAGUCGACCCGUCACGGCUAAGUGGCGCUGGCGGUCCGUCCUGCGAUAUCUAGGUGGCGCUAGCGGUCCGCCCGGCCGGCCGUCGGGGACCGGACGGACGGGCGCUGCUCUGCGUACGCUCACAAGACACGAACACAGACUGUCGCCUCGCCUCUGUUGUGGCGCCCUCGGUACUCGGACUCGACUGUCCUGGUCUGCUGUGGUGAUAGCUUCUGUCGGUGGUGAAGGCUGCAGGUGUUGGGACGUCAAGGGUUGACGGUGCAGUGCCAAGUGAUAAUAACUGUAGUACACUAUAGUAUAGCCAGCGCCGAGUGAUACGGUCGGUCAGUUUAAUAUUUGAUAUUAGUUUUCACAAACUCUGUGAUACAUAUAAGAGUAUAUUCAAUGCUAUUCGCUCUCAAAGACGAUUUAUGCAGGCAGUGUUUACUGUUUACCAUGACAUUGGUUUUAUAAUGACCAGUUUGCCUCGUAUGAGUCUGGUUGAAACUUGAUGCCUUGUUUCUGGACUGGUUUUUAUGGUACCCGAACAAAGAUUUCCAUGUGAAAUACAUGUACUCCUUUA
Messenger RNA from Amphibalanus amphitrite, 1888 nucleotides. Its product is annotated as glucosamine-6-phosphate isomerase 1-like. Gene Ontology annotation, molecular function: glucosamine-6-phosphate deaminase activity; identical protein binding. Lineage: Eukaryota; Metazoa; Arthropoda; Thecostraca; Balanomorpha; Balanidae. Gene Ontology annotation, cellular component: cytoplasm. The transcript has 11 exons. The record is from RefSeq and is a predicted model, not a curated record. Gene Ontology annotation, biological process: D-glucosamine catabolic process; carbohydrate metabolic process; N-acetylneuraminate catabolic process. Bases 381 to 1274 code for a protein of 297 amino acids.